CGUGUGAUAAGUUCUGUUAAAGCUAAGAAUGGCUCUAGUCAUUCGCCUACAGGGGCUUCCCGAUAUUGCUAACUCGGCUGAUAUUCGGCAUUUCUUUACCGGAUUGAAUAUUCCUGAAGGUGGUGUUCGAAUUAUUGGUGGAAAACUUGGUGAAGCUUUCAUUAAAUUUGCAGAAGAUGAAGAUGGUCGACGAGCCAUUAACCGUACAGGAGGAGUAAUUAAGAACUCAAAUGUUCAACUUUUUCUCAGCAGCAAGGCAGAAAUGCAACAUACUAUUGAAAUGAGCUUCAAAGAAGAGAAAAAUUGUAAACCAGAGUCAAGAUCUUCAGCUUCUGCAGAGGUUUCCAAACGCCCAUUCUUUGCUCAUAAAGAGAUUUCUGAAAGGUUUGGUGAUACUAAAGCAGCGUUUGCCAGUGGAGCAGCAUCUGCUAAUACUCCAGCAUCCAUAGACAAUUUUCAAAGAAAUAAAGGAUCUCAGUCAUUCAGCAAUGUAGAAACCCCUUAUUUGUUUUUGUUUGGCCUUCCGUAUAAGGUAACUUAUGAUGAGGUUAAAUCAUUUUUUCAUGGUCUUCUUGUGGAUGAUAUUAUUUUUUUAAAGCGCCCAAAUGGUCUACGAAAUGGAAAUGGUUUUGUUAAAUUUGGGAGUGGGAAAGAUGCUAAUGCAGGAUUGCUGCGCAAUAAUGAGUACAUUCAUGAAAGAUUUAUUUCAAUAAGGAAGAGUUCUGAAGACGAAUGGGUCAAGGCUGGUGGUCAAAUUGAGAAAGUGUCUCAAAAUAAACAAAGAGCUAGAUCCCGAUCACCACUCAAGGCUGGUGGUCAAAUUGAGAAAGUGUCUCAAAAUAAACAAAGAGCUAGAUCCGGAUCACCAUUCAGGCAAGAGUUUUUCAUACAUCUAUAAAACUUAUCCUUUGGUGUGGAAAAAGAGGAUAUUAAAAAAUUUGUGUGUGAUCGUGAUAUGUCAGAUUCACAGGUAAAAUUCCUACUGGAUAAGAAUGGGCACAGAACAAGAGAAUGUUUUCUUGUUGUUCAAAAUGAGAGGCAGUUUCAAAAGUGCCUUGACUUGAACAAACAAAAUUUAUGUAGCCGUACAGUUUUCAUAUCCCCUAUUGAUAAAAAAUCAAUGGUAGAGCUUAUUGAAUCCAAUAUAAAACCAACACUACCCAAAAUGCGAUCGCAUGAGGACAAUGUUUCUAAAUUGAUUACUCCAGAAUCCCGUUUUAGUUUAAGAAGAUGUAUAUAUUUAAGAAACUUUAAUUUCGAUGUGAGUAAAAAUGAUAUUCAGAAGUUCUUUGAUGGAUUUUCUGUAAAAGUUGAGGAAAUCAUCUUGCUCUAUGAUCAAAGAGGAUUAGGCCUGGGAGAAGCCCUGGUUACAUUUCCUUCAGAAAUACAAGCUAUAACUGCUGAAAGGUUACACCGUCAGUGUUUCUUGGGAACAGAAAUCCUGUUGCAACGCAUCUCAGAGGCAGAGAAAAAAUAA
Molecule: messenger RNA, 1477 nt
Organism: Bombina bombina (fire-bellied toad)
Lineage: Eukaryota; Metazoa; Chordata; Amphibia; Anura; Bombinatoridae
Product: RNA-binding protein 12B-like
Exons: 1
Biological process (GO): regulation of RNA splicing
Cellular component (GO): nucleoplasm; ribonucleoprotein complex
Molecular function (GO): RNA binding
Source: RefSeq, a predicted model, not a curated record